Molecule: messenger RNA, 945 nt
Organism: Glycine soja
Lineage: Eukaryota; Viridiplantae; Streptophyta; Magnoliopsida; Fabales; Fabaceae
Product: succinate dehydrogenase subunit 6, mitochondrial
Exons: 4
Coding region: 226-651 (141 amino acids)
Source: RefSeq, a predicted model, not a curated record
AGUCUUAAAUGGGCAUUGUUGUCUGAGUGUCGAGACUCGAGAGUUUUCAAAUCGUAAAACCUAAAUAAAUACAUCACUGCCUUCAGAAAACGACUGCGCCUAGCUUCUAGCCACCCUUUAAUCUUCGUCAACGUUACUUUUCCACCUCGUACGUGAUUAAUCUUUGUGGGUGAUUGAAUUUGGCUGGUUACUGCAGAGGGAUUCAAUUGAGAGGGAAAGGGACUGAUGGCAGACAACACACAGUCUUACUGGGAAGGCUACAAAGCGUUUUGGUCAGAGAGGUUUUCCUUUUUGAGCAACUAUUCGAGGUUCAUCAACCGUGAUAAACCCAUCCCUUCCUGGUCAAGCUCUGAUGUCGAGGAGUUCAUUGCUUCUGAUCCUGUUCAUGGACCCGUCCUGAAAAGUGCUAGAGAAGCAGUGCAAUUUGGCCUCACAGGAAGUGCUUUGGGAGCAUUAUUUACUGCAGGCUAUGCCUGGAAAUAUUCAAAGAGUUUACAUGGCGCUGGACUGUCAUUUUUAGCUGGAGGUAUAUUUGGGUGGACUUUUGGGCAUGAAAUCGCAAAUCACACACUUCAACUUUACAGGGUAGACACAUUGGCUGCUGAGACCAAGUUUCUGGACUGGUGGAAUAAGAAGACUGGAGGGUAUUAAAACUGUUGGCUUAUGGGAAUUAAUGCUACAUUUGUUAUCGUUUCUGAAAAAUGAAGAAUAAUUUUUGGUGUUGGCAGUGCGAUUUAUGCUCACUGAAUAAGUAUGUUGUGAAUUAGGUUAUGUUUUAAAACUAAUGCAUCAUCGCAAAACAAAUGGUGACUUGUGCCAUUUUUUCUCUGUAUUGUUGUGCUGUUGUUUAUUAGUCUGGGACCAAUGGUUGAGAGAGGUCAUAAGUGCUGGCAUUUUCAUAUUGUUCCACCGCUAAUACAAUCGAGACAACAUACUUUUUCUGCU